Messenger RNA from Drosophila gunungcola (fruit fly), 762 nucleotides. RefSeq names its product CLIP domain-containing serine protease B9-like. The record is from RefSeq and is a predicted model, not a curated record. The coding region runs from base 40 to 726 and encodes 228 amino acids. Gene Ontology annotation, biological process: proteolysis. NCBI's taxonomy places the organism in Eukaryota, Metazoa, Arthropoda, Insecta, Diptera, Drosophilidae. Gene Ontology annotation, molecular function: serine-type endopeptidase activity. The transcript has 3 exons.
UCAGCUAGAAAUUAGUGCGACUGAGUCUUUCGAUUUGGAAUGAUGCUAUCCGCAGGAUGGAUAGCUUUAUGCACCUUGCUGCUGUUCAAAAAUGGGUUAGCUAUAUUUUUGGAACAGAAUUGUGGCAAAGUUUUCGCCAACCAAACAUCAGGAAGUCGCGAACCUUGGCUGGCUACAAUUCUAACUAAAACGGAACGUAAAUUCAUCUGCAGUGGCACGCUUAUAAACAGACAUUACGUACUGACAACUGCGACUUGCUUAGAAAAUCAACUAGAACUCAUCGUGUGCCUGGGAAAGUGCGACGCAAAUGUUGAUAGAGAUACCGAAGUCACGACUCGCAUCACUCACAUAUCAUAUUCGGCCAACAGCCAUGUGAACGAUAUAGGUUUAAUCUACUUGUUCCCGGACGUUGAGUACAAGUCACAUAUAAAACCGAUAUGCAUUCUGUUAGAUCCCGAACAGAUUUGGCCUAAAUCAAACUUCGAUAGCACUUUAUGGUCUGGCAUUGAAUACAAGACAAGUUUUGUAAACUCUACCUGUUCUGGCCCACCAUGCAAAGCUAUUGGUAAGCCGUUAAGCCUACCAAAUGAUGAUGGACUCUUCGUUCUUCAAGGAAUCUUAAGUUUUCGAGACCACAGAACUAAUGCUUACGUUUAUACCAAAGUUUUCGCCUUUAGCGAGUGGUUGGUAGCAAAUGUUCUAGAUGUUGACAUACUUUUAAGAUAACCGGCAGAAAAUGAAACCAUUAAAAUUGAUCGCUAA